This is a messenger RNA of Micropterus salmoides (largemouth bass), 958 nucleotides long. RefSeq names its product putative nuclease HARBI1. The transcript has 3 exons. The record is from RefSeq and is a predicted model, not a curated record. NCBI's taxonomy places the organism in Eukaryota, Metazoa, Chordata, Actinopteri, Centrarchiformes, Centrarchidae. Bases 237 to 860 code for a protein of 207 amino acids.
UCUGGCCAAGUUUAUUAGUGGACCAAAUCUAUGAAAACCCAGAGUUGAGACCAGUCGAACACACUUCUCUGCUCCUCCAUUUCAGGAGUUACUUAGUGAAGAUCCUAUGUGGACUCUUAAACAUCUGGAGCCGGUUGCACCAACAGGGCUUACGCCUGGGCUUAAGAGUGUCACUGGCACUGAGCCGUCGCCUUCCACGAUCUGCUCACCUCCCCACUGAGGCCGAGUGUGCGGUGAUGAAACACAGAUUCCUCCGGGCCUCUGACAUUCCUGGUAUUGUGGGCUGCAUCGAUGGGACUCACAUCCGGAUCCAAGCACCAUCUGAUGUCAACCGCAAGGGAUACCAUUCAAUCAAUGUGCAGAUUGCUUGUGACGCCAAUUAUAACAUCUUUAAUUUGGUGGCAAGAUGGCCUGGAUCUACCCAUGACGCACGCAUCCUCCGAGAGAGUGCGUUAUACCAGGAUUUCGAGGCUGGAAGAGUAAAUGGGCUGCUUCUCGGUGACAGUGGAUACCCACUGAAACACUGCAUGAUGACUCCUAUAAUUGCUCCGAGGACUGAGCAAGAACGACGGUAUAACACCAUCCACACCACCACUAGGUCCCUCGUUGAGCGGUGCAUCGGAGUCCUCAAGCGCAGGUUUCAUUGUCUUCAUGGAGAGAUGCGGAUGCACCCUGAGCAAGUCUGCACCGUAAUAGCAGCGUGCACUGUCCUCCACAACAUCUGUGUCACCAAGAGGAUCCCUCUCCCUAGGCAACACCACCAGCCGGUGCCGGAGGAAGGUGCCGACCCUGUGGACCAUGCAGGGCAUGAAGAUGUCGGUGGACGACUAGUCCGUACACGUAUUAUUAAUGCUUUAUAAAUGUUAUAAACUAUUGCUUCACUUAAAAUAAUUCUGCCAUAAAAAAUAAGCCACAAAGAAAGUCCAGUAGGUUUAUAAUAAACUCUUUUUUUAAUUUA